Desarmillaria tabescens is the source of this 513-nucleotide messenger RNA. RefSeq lists its product as uncharacterized. The transcript has 6 exons. The record is from RefSeq and is a predicted model, not a curated record. Lineage: Eukaryota; Fungi; Basidiomycota; Agaricomycetes; Agaricales; Physalacriaceae. The coding region runs from base 1 to 513 and encodes 170 amino acids.
AUGCUCCAUAAGAGAAAGUAUCGGAAGAAGAAAUGUGCUGCAGUCACAUGGGAUCCGAGUUUGGAAGGUAGUGCAGUGGCUGUGAAGGAGUCAGAAUAUUUUUGUGCAUCUUUUGAGUGUCCACAUGGAACAGGAUUGAUUGGGAGAGCAUAUUUCUAUGGCAUAUGCAUAAACAAAAUCCAGAUGUCCAUACCCACUGCUAAUGAGGACCAAACUGUUGUGAGAAGUGUUGACAAGGAUGGAGGGUUCUUGGUGCAUGUAUUGGCAUUUGGGACAAGAGGUGUGUGGAACAUCAUCAUCGAUGAGCCCAACUUGAACCCAUGGCAGAAACCUCCACAGGAGCCCUACACAAUUCCCCAGUCAAUCCAGACGCCUCUCAAUUGGGUCCCACUCAUCAUCAUUGAUCUAUCCAAAUUCAAUGAGUCCAAAGGUAAACAGGAUCUUGUGGUUAGACUCAAGGACGAGGUGAAAAGCUGGGGUUUCUGGACCAUGGUGGGCAUUGGCUUCACUUAG